Messenger RNA from Eruca vesicaria subsp. sativa (arugula), 696 nucleotides. NCBI's taxonomy places the organism in Eukaryota, Viridiplantae, Streptophyta, Magnoliopsida, Brassicales, Brassicaceae. The record is from the annotation of a GenBank genome assembly.
GGAGAAAAACAAAAGACAAGCUAUGGCGCAUCAGCUCACCGAAGAUCAAAUCUCCAAGUUCAAGGAAGCCUUUAACUUAUCUGACAAGGAUGGUGAUGGCCGCAUUACCACAAAGGAGCUUGGUACUGUGAUGAGUUCCCUCGGUCAGAACCCGACAGAAGCUGAGCUUCAGGACAUGGUAAAUGGUGCAGAUGGUAACGGAACCAUUGACUUCACCUGGUUCUUGAACCUGAUGGCUGCGAUGAAUAUGAAUCCCAUGAACGUUAUGCCAGGAAGCGAAGAAGACCAAGGUAAAGUGUUGGUUGGUGAGUUGAGACAUGUGUUACUUAAGCACAAAUUUGAUGAUGAGAUGCUUAAGGAAGGAGGUGUUGGUGAUGGUGGAAUGGUCGACUACAAUAAGUUUAUAAAACGUGUGAUGGACGGUCCAUUUUCUGAUGAGUGAUGGCUCGACACUUUCGGCUGGGCAGAUAUGUUGAUGGUCAUUGAUACGAGAAAAUGGUGUGAGUUUCCCUUUGUAUCUCUUUUAACCAGUUUAAUUUAAUUCAAUAAUCCUUGUUAUCUUUUCUCUUUUAAGUACGUGUGAACUUUCCGAAAGGAGAAUAAAUUCAGAUUUCAACCUUUCUUUACUAUCUCCCUCUCUUCUUAUAUCAUUAUCUCCAUUGACUCAGUUGUAAAGGUAGGCAAGAAACUGAACCC